GUCAAAGGUGACUCCAACUGACCGACAGGCUGUUGGCGCACACAAGGGUAUCUGACUUUUGAUUCAUCCUGAUCCAAGUCUGGCUGCAAGAAUCCUUUGGUUUUAGAAAGACGUCUUCUGAAGCGACAGAUCAGGUCUGACUGCUGUGAAGUCAUGCUAGCUAACUUGAGCUUCUCUUUGAUGGAGCAUCUCAAAGUACAAUCUGUUGAUGUGUCCUCCUGUCUGGUUUACACAUUAUUGACACAGCAUGUAAAGAUCAUUUGAGGGAUGAAUUUUCAUAUCCAUCAGUUUUCAGCAGACCAAGAAAAACUGAAUGCACCACCUUUUUUCAGUUCGUCCACAUCUCACAGAAGCUUGUUGCCAUUAUUACCAUAAUUGUUCUGCAGCCAGAGAACAUUCUUAUAUUAACCUUUUUGUUUUUCUAAAGUAUGAAAACGUAAUCAAAAAUUAUAUGGUGAAGGGAAUGUUUAUGGGGACACGUGGGAGUCAUUUUUAACAUUUAACUCCUUCUACAGUAUAUCAAUAUUUCUUCUAAUGACUGUAAUCAGUGGCUAUUAAAGAUUAUUAAUGAUUAUUAAUCAUGGAGUGUUACCUGCAUAUGAGGCACCACAGUAUAACUUCAUUGUCCUUUAUAUUUACUUUUUGUUCUUUUCAGUGGCAGCAGAUUUGGUCAGCUUAUGUCUAAUUGUGAUAUCAGUUCAACACCUCAGUUCAGUUUCGUACAUUAAGAGAACGUUAAGAGAAGCUUUUCUACGGGCAGGUGUAAAAGAAAACUGUCAAUUCAGUUAAACAAAGCACAAAUUCACUGAUCAUUUGAGAAUCUGUGUGCCUUCACUGUACCUACAUUCAAAACACAAGUCUGAAUGCUGAUGUCACUCCCAGAGUGUUUUCAAAUACAAGACGAGACACAAGACCUUCUCAGUACGUGACAACUUUACCAAAUAAAUAAGAAAAUGUCAAUCACUGGUUGAAAAAAAUCUGAAGUAUGAACACAAAGUGGCUUCUUUUCUUCAUAACCCAACAUGAUGUGAUUACUUGGCAAACUGUCAAACUGGCCAACAAAAUUAAUGAAAUAAAUGAAGGAAUCAAACCCUUACAGGAAGCCUCUGUGAGAGUUUGCUAAUGACCAGAUCUGCAGUCUGUGGUGAGAUGACUUUUGGUGUUUCAACUGUUUAAUGUUACUAUUGUUGUAUCAACUCAAAAUAUCAUAUAAAGUGCAUGUGGGAAAAUGAAGAACCAUGAGUCUGAUUCAUUUUAUCUCAUUUCAUUGAGUUCAUCAUUUUUCUGUGAAAAGUUUGGGCAAUUUAGUGUGAGCUUGGAUGUGAUCGUUUAAUGGACUGUCUGCGUUUAAAGCAGUGUGAUCUGCAGUUCCAAGAAGUCAUCUUAAGGUUGAAAUUGUCCUGUGACAAUAAUCAGCACAUCGAGAGUUUUCGUCCCUCCUCUCACAGGUACCCCUGAGGGUUUGCAGGCAACGCCCAAAGACAGAAACAUGAAACGCCACGUGAAUUCAGCUGAAACACAAAAACUUUGUGGCAAAGUUUUGGAAAAGACGUGUGCAUCCUUUCACAUGGAUUCGAUCGCUGCUCUCCUGGGUCAAAGUCGUGUGUGUGACCCAUCAGUCAACACCAACAUCCAGGAUGCAGAAGGUAGCCCUCUGGGGGUGAGGGAGGUGCCCAAAAGCCAGUAUCUGAUGCCCAAGAAGGAGACCUGGUUCCAACUGUGACUGUCAGUCUCAGACACCGCACAAUUACUAUGCACACACUUCUUAUAAACUCACUGAGUGAGACCUGUCAGAACAUUGAGACCUGGAGAGAGAGACUCAUCAUUCACUAAAGGUAUAGAAACUUUUCAAGGUAUGCAGUUACAUUCCACCACAGUUAUCUGCUGCCUUUCGUCCCACAGCAUAAUAGCUAUGAUAUGAGAUACAUUGUACAGCCAACAUUUGCUGGGUACAUGUGAUGACGUUGGUGUUUAUUGUAAUUAACAUCAUUAUUUUAUACCUUCGUGCAACUUUGACUGGGAGGAUUGCAUAAUGACCAGAUUGCGUAAUGACCAGAUCUGCAGUCUGUGGUGAGAUGACUUUUGGUGUUUCAACUGUUUAAUGUUACUAUUGUUGUAUCAACUCAAAAUAUCAUAUAAAGUGCAUGUGGGAAAAUGAAGAACCAUGAGCCUGAUUCAUUUUAUCUCAUUUCAUUGAGUUCAUCAUUUUUCUGUGAAAAGUUUGGGCAAUUCUUGACGACCUUUUAAACUCAUUUACGUUUACUGACCUUAAGUUCCUAUUAAAAAUCUAACAGAAACCACAUCGACAUCAAUUCAACCUCGGGAUGUAUGCUAGGCUAACACUAUGUUAUUGCAUUGGUGACAUGUCUGUUGCAGAUUCAUGGACUAAGGUUCCAGACUCUUGCCUGUAACACGUUGAAGAACAUUAAUGGGCAAAAGAGAGAUGGAAGUGCUGACACUACAGCAACAAGCUGACGAGGCCACGGUGGAGGCACAAGUGUUAGAAAAUAUUUUAACGUCUGUGAGUCAGUUGCUGUUGGAGGCCAAAUGACGUGCGACAGGAAGGCAAAAUGACUUUAAAAUACCAAGUUUGAUUCAUUUCAUUGGUCUUACUAAAACAAGGGUACCCCUGAGGGUUUGCAGGCAACGCCCAAAGACAGAAACAUGAAACGCCACGUGAAUUCAGCUGAAACACAAAAACUUUGUGGCAAAGUUUUGGAAAAGACGUGUGCAUCCUUUCACAUGGAUUCGAUCGCUGCUCUCCUGGGUCAAAGUCGUGUGUGUGACCCAUCAGUCAACACCAACAUCCAGGAUGCAGAAGGUAGCCCUCUGGGGGUGAGGGAUGGUGCCCAAAAGCCAGUAUCUGAUGCCCAAGAAGGAGACCGGGCUCCAACUGUGACUGUCAGUCUCAGACACCGCACAAUUACUAUGCACACACUUCUUAUAAACUCACUGAGUGAGACCUGUCAGAACAUUGAGACCUGGAGAGAGAGACUCAUCAUUCACUAAAGGUACCCCUGAGGGUUUGCAGGCAACGCCCAAAGACAGAAACAUGAAACGCCACGUGAAUUCAGCUGAAACACAAAAACUUUGUGGCAAAGUUUUGGAAAAGACGUGUGCAUCCUUUCACAUGGAUUCAAUCGCUGCUCUCCUGGGUCAAAGUCGUGUGUGUGACCCAUCAGUCAACACCAACAUCCAGGAUGCAGAAGGUAGCCCUCUGGGGGUGAGGGAUGGUGCCCAAAAGCCAGUAUCUGAUGCCCAAGAAGGAGACCGGGCUCCAACUGUGACUGUCAGUCUCAGACACCGCACAAUUACUAUGCACACACCUCUUAUAAACUCACUGAGUGAGACCUGUCAGAACAUUGAGACCUGGAGAGAGAGACUCAUCAUUGACUAAAGGUGUGAACAGCAGUAUAAAAAGAGAGGAAAUGAGAGAGGGAGCAGCAUCCUGCACAGAGGGAGAGGCAACAGACGAAUCUGUCCGCCAGCUGCAGAAUCCUCAGAGACCUUCAUCACCCUCGUCCUCCAACACACCUCCAGAGGCUUAGGCUCUCCAGCUGGUUGGCCUCCGUCAACAUGCUCCGCCCCCUGCUCUUCCUGUCUGCUCUUAUUGGGCUGGUGGCACGUUCUCAGCAGGCUGAUGUUCUUAGAGAAUUUGACAUCAGCUCAUGUGCCUUCCCAUACUUUGGAAAGUCGUACAGUACCAUCUAUAUCAGCAUGACGGAUCAACAUUUUGCAGUCUGUUUCACUGGCUAUUAUGACCCUGAGUCCAGCGGGGACUGUGUUGUGGGGCCUCCAACCACAUCAACAUCGAUUUCCUACGGCAGCGGACAAGCAGACGGAGGAGAUGAAGACCAAUACUUGAGCGGUUUGUCAAGCAUUUCUGAGAGUCUAACUUGCGAGCUGAGUGUGAGAGGGGACUAUGGGGACAAUGUUUAUUUGUACUUUGGUAAAUUUAACACAGAAGCAGCUCUGCUCAUAUCCACAACAGCAUCAGGUUCACAUAGCUUUGACGUUCAGGUCGAUGGCGUCGCCGUCGAGACACUAAACAUAAACAAUACCGGGUCCACCCCAGAAACAAACACAUACUUGGACAUCAGCGGAUGCAGAGAAUCAGGUGUUGUGUACAGACCUGGUGACGUGAUAAGCUCUGAACCAUCAAACUGCACCAAAGUAAUCUGUAAUCAGACUGCAGUCAUCACACCCACUGAAUGUGGAAUCCUGGAGCGUUGUCCAGGAGACGGCAACUGCAUUCUUGACCCCAUCUGCACUGUGACGGGCCCCGCCAUCAUCGACUUCUAUGGGCAAGUUAACUCUGUCCCGGAUCGGUGUGCGUACGUUCUGAUGUCGAGUCAAUCAGUUGCAGGCUUCCAAGUCAUAGCGAACUUCCUGGAACGCAGACGUAAAGAUGUGAGCUUUGUGGACAGCGUGACACUGAGACUGACAGAGAAGAAUGCCCUAAUUGUGCUGAAACAAGGUGGAAUAGUUCUGCUGAAUGGUGAACCACAGACACUCAGCAGCUCGCCUCAGAGUUUCUUUGGUGUGGAGCUCUUGAAGAAAGAAACUGGCAUCACUGUGAAGCUGCCAUUCUCAGACUACAUCACUUAUGUCUUCUUUGAUGGCGACACCACACAGAUCAGCUUCAGAGUUUCAAUGUCGAUACUGAACCGACUCACAUUCUGUCCUGAAUCUGUCCAGGACCUACUGGACAAGUUCCACAUGUGGAUGGUUUAUGUGCCAACUUGA
Scatophagus argus is the source of this 4746-nucleotide messenger RNA. RefSeq lists its product as uncharacterized. The transcript has 19 exons. NCBI's taxonomy places the organism in Eukaryota, Metazoa, Chordata, Actinopteri, Scatophagidae. The coding region runs from base 3577 to 4746 and encodes 389 amino acids. The record is from RefSeq and is a predicted model, not a curated record.